GAUGAUGAGCUCAAAUUAAGAGGCUAAAUGUUACAGAAGUGUUGAACAACUGCUCGGUCAUGAGCACCGACAGCAAUUCAUUGGCACGUGAAUUUCUGACUGACGUCAACCAGCUUUGCAAUGCUGUGGUCGGGAGGCGGGAAGCCGAGGCGGAGGCGGAGGCGGCGGAGGCGGCCCUAGGGCGCUACCUUGUCCACGGCCGAGGGUUUCUGUUGCUGACCCAGCUGAAUUCUGUCAUUGACCAGGCGCUAACAUGCAGAGAAGAACUCCUUACUCUUCUCCUGUCCCUCCUUCCGCUGGUAUGGAAGAUUCCUGUUCAGGAAGAAAAGGCCGCAGAGUUUAAUCUACCAUUCUCCAUUGAUAUAAUCCUGACCAAAGAAAAGAACUCAACUUUACAAAGAUCUACUCAGGAAAAAUCACAUUUAGAAGGAAGUGCCCCAUCCGGUCAGGUUUCUGCAAAAGUAAGUAUUGUUCGAAAAAGCAGACGGCAGCGGAAAAUUACCCAUCGCUAUUCUAUAAGAGAAGCGAGAAAGACACCGCUGUCCACCUCUGAUUCGGAGGCCAACUCGGACGAGAAGGGGGCGGCCAGGCACCGACGGCCCCGUCUGCUGCAGCACUUGGCGCCACAGCCUCCCCACGGAGACCCCCUGGUGGCAGCCCCUGACCACCUGGCAACCAGAGAAGAGCAGAGGCCUCCUGACGCCAUGGCGCUGGGACAGUCCAGGGAGAGAGUUCCAAGGCCAGGAUCAGACACUGACAUUUUGAGUGAGCCCGCUGCCUUGGCUGUCAUCAGCCACAUGAACAAUACACCCUUUGACCUAGGUCACGUCUUGCUGUCUUUGCUGGAGAAGGUUUGUGAGUUUGACAUCACCUUGAGUCGGGAUUCUGCCCUGGCAGCCAGUGUAGUGCCCACACUGACAGAGUUCCUCGCGGGCUUUGGGGACUGUUGCCAUCCGAGCGAUGCCCGGGGGAAUCCAGCGCUGUCUGCAGGUUGGACACAGGAGCCGGUGGCGCUGAUUCAGCGGAUGCUGUUUCGAACAGUGUUGCACCUCCUGUCCGUGGACGUGAGCACUGCGGAGGCGAUGCCGGAGAGUCUUAGGAAAAAUGUGACCGAAUUGCUUAGAGCAGCUUUAAAAAUUAGAACUUGCCUAGAAAAGCAGCCGGACCCUUUUGCACCAAGACAAAAGAAAACACUACAGGAAGUCCAGGAGGGCUUUGAGUUUUCAAAGUACCGCCACAGAGCCCUUCUUCUGCCUGAGCUUCUCCAAGGAGUUCUGCAGAUCCUGGCCCGCUGUCUUCAGAGCGCAGCCUCAAACCCCUUUUUCUUCAGUCAAGCCAUGGAUCUGGUGCAGGAAUUCAUUCGGCAUCAUGGGUUUAAUUUAUUCGAAACAGCCAUUCUUCAGAUGGAGUGGCUGGCCCUGAGAGAGGGCAGCCCUCCCGAGGCCUCAGAACAUCUGAGACUGUUAGUGGACAGUGUGAGCAGCAUCAUGGGCAUUGUCAAAAAGGUGAGAUCGGAGCAGCUUCACCAUUCCGUGUGUACGAGAAAGAGACACAGGCGGUGUGAAUACUCCCGCUUCAUGCACCACCACCGAGACCUCUCGGGCCUUCCAGCGUCAGCUCUUAAAAGCAGGGCUUGCUGCGACCUGCUCGAGGAGCCUGCGGGCGGCGGGAGCCCCCCUGUGCGGUGCUGCCUGGCCGAGUGUGUGCACCGCUGCCUGCGCCUGCUGCAGCGGGCCUCCCAGCGCGCCACCUGCCUCCGGGUGCUGUCCGCCGUGCGCAGCGUGGGGGUGUGCUGCUGCAUGGACCCCAGGGCGGUCAUCGCCCCUCUGCUCCACGCCUUUAAAUCGCCAGCGCUGAAAAAUUUCCAGCAGCACAUACUGAACGUCCUGAGCAAACUUAUUUUGGAUCAGCUGGGAGGUGCCGAGACACCACAGAGAAGUCUGCAAGCAGCUUGUAGCCUUUGUGGGGUGGGUGCUGACCAGCUGGCCAGACUCGAGGAGGCCCUGUGGGCAGGCGCGAGCAGCCUGCCCCAUGGAGCCUCCGAGGUCCUGCCCAGCAGCGCCCCUGGAGAUUUGUUUGGGAAGUGGGAUGCGUUGGAGGCUUACCAGAGCUUGGUGUUUGAAGACAGAUUUCACAGUAUGCAGGUUGCACACCACAUCUGCACUUUAAUGCAGAAGGGCAAUAUAGUUGUGCAGUGGAAACUGUAUCACUACAUACUUGACCCUGUGCUUCAAAGAGGAGUGGAGUUGGCACGUCACUGUCAGCACCCCCGUGGGGCGUCAGCUCCAACUCAGGCGCGCGGCCACCAGGACCAGAGUCUGCCGCAGGAGGUGCUUCGGGUUUACUUGAAGACUCUGCCUGCCCUGCUGAAGUCAAGGGUAAUAAGAGAUUUGUUUUUAAGUUGCAAUGGAGUAAAUCAAAUAAUUGAAUUAAAUUACUUAGAUGGCAUUCGAAGCCAUUCCUUAAAAGCAUUUGAAAGUCUGAUAAUCAACCUCGGGGAACAAAAGCCAGAGUCUGCGGGGGCAGGCACGGAUGGCUCAGACGCCGAGCGGAAGGAGCUGCCGCCCGCCAGCCCGGGCACUGUGUGCGGCAAGCACACUCCGGCACAGUCCCCUCAGAGUCUUCGCAGGUUUUAUGCGGGCCUCAGAGAGGCUUACCCAAAGAGACGGCGGCCCAUCGGCCAGGACGUUCACACCGAUACCAUAAACCUGUUCCUCUGUGUGGCUUUCUUAAGCGUGAGUGAAGAGGCAGCAGCCCCUGAAGGAGACUCAGCCAGCCGUUCCCAAGACCUCCCUGACUGCGACGUGGAGGUUGCUCCCGGGCCGCCCUGCGUGUCUCUCGGGAGCCUGGUCCUGCCCGGUCCUGAGCACAUGCACCGGGCAGCAGACAUUUGGUCCAUGUGUCGCUGGGUCUACAUGUGGAGUCCAGUUUUCCAGAAGCAGUUUUCCAGGCUUGGUGGUUCCCAGGUGUGCCACAGAUUAGUGCUCAUGAUAAUCCAGAGGCUGUUCAGGAGUCCCGAAGAGGACGGAGGCAGGAAGGCAGCAGCUGUGAGUGUGAAUGACAGCCAGGGCCUAAAGGUGACUCCUCAGCCCGGGAGCUGCGUGGCGGAAGACGUGUCGCCUUCCGCUCUGCAAAGUGACUCUCCACCAGUGGAAACGGGUGGUCGCAAAGGGACAGCUGCCGCUUGGGGCAGCGCAGCGCCGCGGCCUCCUUCCGUAACCGCAGACCAGACCUCCGUGGCUGAAGCUGCCCCCGGGGAAGCAGAGAUGUCGGCCAGCCCAGGCAGUGAGCCCUCACUCCAGAGCUUACGGCUUCUGGAAGCCCUCCUGGCCAUUUGUCUUCAGAGCGUCAGAGUCAGCCAGCAAAGGAUGGACUCGGAGUCACCUACCCAGAGCCUGACCGUGGGACACGUGCUGUCGCAGGUGAGGGAGCACCUUUCCCAGUCCAGGGCGGUGGAGACGGAGCUGGCCGUGCCCCUGCUGGACGCCCUGCUGCGCGUGGCCCUGGGGGCACACCCGGCAGGCCUGGAGCACGGCGGCGCUGCCGAGCAGAGUCAUCAGUCUGAAGAAGAAUUGUCCUCUCAGCCUGCUGAUUUUUCAGAAGAAACUGAGGAUCCUCAGUGGUGUGAUUUUAGACUUUUGGUUGAAGAGGAAGGUUAUGAAGCUGACGGUGAGAGCGACCCUGGGGACAGCGAAGCCUGGGAUGAUGGUGUGGACUUCGAGCGUGAGGCACUGGAUUCCAGCGCGGGAGGGAGCCCAGAUGGUCUACUUGAGACCCCCACUCAAGGGGAAAUAAGACACCCUGAGAUCUGUAUGCUGGAAUUAAGUUUACUUUCUACUAGUAAAGUCAACCUUGAUGUUCUUGCCCAUGUAUUUGAGAGUUUUUUGAAAAUCAUCAGGCAGAAAGAAAAGAACAUCUCUCUGCUGUUGCAACAGGGAACUGUGAAAACUCUUUUAGGAGGGUUCUUGAAUAUUUUAACACAAGCUGAUUCCAGUUUUCAAGAGUGCCAGAGAGUAUUGGUCGACCUGCUGGUAUCUUUGAUGAGUACAAGAACAUGUUCAGAAGAGCUAGCCCUUCUUCUGAGAAUAUUUCUGGAGAAAUCUCCGUGUAUAGAAACUCUUCUUCUGGGUCUCCUGAGAAUCAUUGAGAGUGACCCCACUGCGGGCCCGGCCCAAUGCCUGACCUUCCCCUUGCCGCAAGUCCCCAGCGCCACUGGGGCUGCCCUGGCGAGGAGCCCCGGGGCCGCGAGCGGUGAGGCCAGGGAGCUUCUAGGAAGAGCACGCGCUUCCCAGGGCCCGAAGGGGGCAGGCGGGGACAGCCCGCCCCAGCGGCCUCUCUCCUCCUGGCUCGUGGCCCCCGUCCACCUGCCGCUGCUGGGCCAGAGCUGCUGGCCACACCUGUCAGAAGGCUUCAGCGUGUCGCUGUGGUUUAACGUUGCACGCCCCCCCGGGGCCGCAAGGGGCACGGAGAGAGGCAGCCAGGCGAAGAGGAGCGGCGGCCGGCUCUCACGCGGCAGCAGCUCCGACGGCACAGAGAACAACACAUCAGAAGGUGCAGAGCAUGUAAACCCUGAUGAUAGACUCAUCGAAGGAGGCUGUAUUCAUAUGGUUUCACUGGGAUCCAGAGCACUGAUGAUCCAAGUGUGGACUGACCCCCAUAGUGCCACUUUCAUCUUUCGCGUGUGCAUGGAUGCAAACGAUGACACAAAAGCUAUUUUACUAGCACAGGUUGAGUCUCAGGAGAAUACCUUCCUCCCAAGCAAAUGGCAGCAUUUGGUGCUCACCUACUUCCAGCAGCCCCAAGGGAAGAAGAGUAUCCGUGGGAAAGUCUCCAUGUGGGUCUCUGGGCAUAGGAAACCUGAUGUCAUUUUGGAUUUUAUGCUUCCAAGAAAAACAAGUUCGUCACCUGACCACAAUAAAACGUUUUGUAUGAUCGGCCAUUGUUUACCGUCCCCAAGAUGCUUUCUGCCGCUGUCGGGGAAGUGGGACCUGGGAAGUUUGCUCCUCUUCAGUGGAGCUAAGAUCGGCCCGCAAGAGGCCUUUCACCUUUACGCUGGUGGGCCCAACCAUGCUUCUCUGAUGCCGUGCAAAUAUGGCACACCAGUGAUUGACUACUCCAAAUACAUUGAUAAAGAUAUUCUGCAGUGUGAGCAAAUCAGAGAACUGUUUAUGACCAAGAAAGAGGCGGACAUUGGUCUUCUAAUUGAAAGUCUUUCUGUUGUGUAUACAACUUACUGCCCGGCUCAGUACACUAUCUAUGAACCUGUUAUUAGACUUAAGAGCCAAACGAAAACCCACCUCUCUCAGAGACCCUUCAGCUCAAAAGACAUCCAGAGCAUCUCACUGGAAGCCCAGCACCUGAAGGAUCUCCAGCCAACUGAGUGCAAAACUGUUCAAGGCAUUCUGCAUGAGAUUGGUGGAACUGGUAUAUUUGUUUUUCUCUUUGCUAGGGUUGUGGAACUCAGUAACUGUGAAGAAAUUCAAGCACUGUCGCUGAGAGUUAUACUGUCAUUGGUUAAAUAUAACCAGCAGCGAAUACACGAGUUAGAAAAUUGCAAUGGACUCUCCAUGAUCCAUCAGGUGUUGACCAAACCAAAAUGCAUUGUCGGCUUUCACAUCCUAAAGACUCUUCUUGAAGGUUGCUGUGGUGAAGACAUUAUUCACAUUCAUGAGAAUGGAGACUUGAAACUGGAUGUUGAGUCUAAUGCUAUAAUCCACGAUGUCAAGCUGCUGGAGGAGAUACUGCUUGACUGGAAGAUCUGGAGUAAAGCAGAGCAAGGUGUUUGGGAAACUCUGCUGACAGCACUGGAGGUCCUCAUCAGAGCGGGCCACCAACACCAGACGUUUAACGUGAAGCAGCUGGCGAGAGCCCGCGUGGUCCACCACUUCCUGCUGACUUGCCAGGUCUUGCAGGAACACAGAGAAGGGCAGCUUACCUCCAUGCCCCGCGGGGUUUGUCAGUCAUUUGUGAAAAUCAUAGCAGAAGUCCUUGGAUCUCCUCCAGACUUGGAACUACUGACAGUGGUCUUCAAUUUCCUUUUAGCAGUUCACCCUCCCACUAAUACUUACGUUUGCCACAACCCUACAAACUUCUACUUUUCUUUGCACACAGAUGGGGAGAUCUUUCAGGAGAGAGUGCACUCGCUCGUGGACCUCAGGCGCUCUGGCAGUGGGGGCCCGCCGGCCGCCAGCCCUGGCUUGAGGGUGAUAAGCCCAUCCAGCUUCGCGGCUUCACUGCCUGAAGGAAACGGAGCCUCUGGGCCUGCUCCACAGCAGGGGGCUGCCAGCAGGCAGCGGUCCAGAAGCCUGCCAGUACUUCCUGCUGCUUCACCUCUAACACAGCAACAGAAACUGACUGGAAGUUUGGGCUGUAGUAUUGACAAGCUGCAAGGUGAUGCUGCUAUAUCCCAGUCAGAGAAACGGAACCUCUUGGACAGUUCUGAGACGCUAAGAAAAGGCAGAGAGGAUGCAUCCAUCAGUAGCUGUGAAUCUGCCAAAACCGUCUGUGAGGUGGAAGCUCUCCUUUCAGCCCAAACCCCCAUCAGUGGGGUCGCGAAAGGAACACUGGGGUUUCUGGAGGUCAGAGCGAAUCACACAGAGUUGGGAGCAGAGCCCAGAUCGGACAGCGACAGUCCUGGGGAAGAGCCCUGUCCACGCCGGCCUGAUGACCUGAAAGGGCUGCCCUCCUUACAGCCGGCUCGCGGCACCGGCGCGGGCCUGGGGCUGGCUUUUCCCUCGCAGAGUGGGUCUGCAGCCGCUGGCCGCUGGCCCAGUCUGGCUGACAGGAUCACUGAUGGUUGGGGAAACUUCACCUCUCCUCUCACGGAUGAGCCAGGCCGCCGCACUGAGGAUGCUCUCAGGGUCUCUGAGGACUGCCUGGUGCCCAUAUGCUGCGGGCUGUAUGAGCUCCUGAGUGGGGCCCUUCUCAUCCUGCCCGACGUCAUGCUUGAGGAUGUGAUGGACAAGCUGAUCCAGGCAGACACGCUUCUGGUCCUGGUUAACCACCCGUCACCGGCUGUCCAGCAAGGCGUCAUCAAAUUACUAGAUGCAUAUUUUAAUAGAGCAUCUAAGGAACAAAAAGAUAAAUUUCUGAAGAAUCGUGGCUUUUCCUUGCUAGCCAAUCAGUUGUAUCUUCAUCGAGGAACACAGGAAUUGUUAGAAUGCUUCAUGGAAAUGUUUUUUCGUCGACCUGUUGGCCUUGAUGAAGAGUUUGAUCUGGAAGAUGUAAAAAAUAUGGGGCUUUUUCAGAAGUGGUCCCUCAUCCCGAUUUUGGGGCUAAUAGAGACCUCACUAUGUGACAACGUGCUCCUGCACAACUCUCUGCUGCUGCUCCUCCAGCUCCUAAAUUCCUGCUCUAAGCUAGCAGAUAUGUUGCUGGACAACGGUCUGCUGUAUGUGCUGUGUAACACAGCAGCAGCCCUGAAUGGACUGGGAAGAAGCAUUCCCUUGAAUGAAUACACAUUGCUUGCUUGUGAUAUACAGCAACUUCUCAUAGCAGUUACAGUUCAUGCUUGCAGUUCCUCAGGCUCGCAGUAUUUUAGAGUCAUUGAGGACCUUAUUGUACUGCUCGGACACCUUCAAAACAGCAAAAACAAGAAGACACAAAAUAUGGCGGUUGUGCUGCAGCUUAGGGUACUUCAGGCUGCCAUGGAGUUUAUAAGAACCACUGCAAGUCACGACUCCGUAAACCUUACAGAUUCGUCCCAGGUGACUGCUGCUCCCCACCAUGCAACACUUCAGAAGGGGAAGAGCAUUGCUGGUCCUCGAAAAUUUUCCCUUGCUCAGACGGACUCUCUUCUGGUAAAAAUGCGUUCAGUAGCAAGUGAUGAACUCUAUAUGAUGAUGCAACGAAGAAUGAGCCAGGAGAAUCCCGUCCAAGCGACAGAAGCGGAGCUGGCCCAGAGACUACAGAGACUCGCCGUGUUGGCAGUGAACAGGAUUAUUUAUCUCGAAUUUAAUCCAGACAUUAUUGACAUUUUGAGUACUCCAGAAAAUGCAACUCAGUGCAAGACCUCGGCUUCCCAGAACGAAACUUUGGAAGAAAACACUCAUCAGGAACAACCUUUCAUUUUCAAUCCAUUUCAGAAAGAAAUGUUCACAUAUCUGGUAGAAGGAUUCAAAGUAUCUAUUGGUCCUAGUAAGGCUGGCGGGCCCAGGCAGCAGUGGAAGAAGAUCUUGUGCUCCUGCAAGGAGACCUUCCGUGUGCAGCUGGGCAGACUGCUGGUGCACACGCUGUCUCCGGUGCACCCUUCGCAUGAGAGAAAGCAAGUGCUUGACAUCGUUCGUGAACCAAAUCAUCAAGAAAUACUGCGAGAUUGCCUUAGCCCAUCACUGCAGCAUGGCGCCAAAUUAGCUUUGUAUUUGUCAGAAUUGAUACAUAAUCACCAGGAUGAACUGACUGAAGAAGAACUGGACACAGCAGACUUGCUUAUGAAUGCUUUAAAAUUAUGCGGUCAUAAGUGCAUUCCUGCUGGGGCAGCGGCGAAAGCAGAUCUUACUAAAUUGAUCAAAGAGGAACAAAAGAAAUACGAAGCCGAAGAAGAUAUGAAUAAAGCCAGCUGGCAGAAAACAGUUAAGAAUAAUCAACAAAGUCUCUUUCAGCGUCUCCAUUCAAAAUCGAAGGAAAUAUCCAAAAUAGCUGCAGAUGUCACCCAGGCAGUGUCUCUCUCCCAGGGAAUGGAGAGGAAGAAGGUGAUCCAGCAUAUCAGAGGGGCGUAUAAAGUGGGCUUGAGUGCCAGCAGGCACUGGCAGGAGCUCAUUCAGCAACUGACGCACGACAGAGCGGUCUGGUAUGACCCCACCUACUACCCAACGUCCUGGCAGCUGGACCCAACAGAAGGGCCCAACAGAGAGCGGCGGCGUCUGCAGAGGUGUUACUUAACCAUCCCCAAUAAGUAUCUCCUCAGGGACAGGCAAAAGCCAGAAGACGUGGUCAAACCACCCCUCUCUUACUUAUUUGAAGACAAAACUCAUUCUUCUCUCUCUUCUACUGUAAAAGACAAAGCUGCAAGUGAGUCUAUAAGAGUGAAUCGAAGAUGCGUCAGUGUAGCGCCAUCUCGAGAGACUGCCGGUGAGCUGUUGCUGGGCAAAUGUGGAAUGUAUUUUGUGGAAGAUAAUGCUUCUGACACCAUUGAAAGUUCGAACCUCCAGGGGGAGCUGGAGCCAGCCUCAUUUUCUUGGACAUACGAAGAGAUUAAAGAAGUUCACAAGCGCUGGUGGCAGUUGCGAGAUAACGCUGUAGAGAUCUUCCUGACCAAUGGCAGGACACUCCUGUUGGCCUUCGAUAACACCAAGGUGCGUGAUGAUGUGUACCACGGGGUGCUGACUAACGACCUCCCCAACCUCCUGGAGUACGGCAACAUCACCGCUCUGACGAACCUGUGGUACACUGGGCAAAUCACCAACUUUGAGUAUUUGACUCACUUAAACAAGCAUGCUGGCCGCUCCUUCAACGAUCUCAUGCAGUACCCAGUCUUCCCAUUUAUACUUGCGGACUACGUUAGCGAGACGCUUGACCUCGGCGACCCGUUAGUCUACAGAAGUCUCUCUAAGCCUAUAGCUGUUCAGCAUAAAGAAAAAGAAGACCGCUAUGUGGACACGUACAAGUACCUGGAGGAGGAGUACCGCAGAGGGGCCAGGGACGACGACCCGGUGCCCCCCGCGCGGCCCUACCACUACGGCUCACACUACUCCAACAGUGGCACCGUGCUGCACUUCCUGGUCAGGCUGCCCCCGUUCACCCACAUGUUCCUGGCCUAUCAAGAUCAAAGUUUUGACAUUCCAGACAGAACUUUUCAUUCUACAAAUACAACUUGGCGCCUUUCGUCUUUUGAAUCCAUGACUGAUGUGAAAGAACUUAUACCAGAGUUUUUCUACCUUCCAGAAUUUUUAGUUAACCGCGAAGGCUUUGACUUCGGUGUGCGUCAGAGUGGUGAGCGGGUUCAUCACGUCAGCCUGCCCCCGUGGGCACGGAGCGACCCCCGUCUCUUUAUCCUCAUCCACCGACAAGCUCUCGAGUCUGACUACGUGUCCCAGAACAUCAGCCAGUGGAUUGACUUGGUGUUUGGCUACAAGCAAAAAGGGAAGGCCUCAGUGCAAGCCAUCAAUGUCUUUCACCCUGCUACCUAUUUUGGCAUGGAUGUGUCUGCCGUCGAAGACCCAGUGCAGAGACGAGCCCUGGAAACCAUGAUCAAAACCUACGGGCAAACCCCGCGCCAGCUGUUCCAGUCGGCGCACGCCAGCAGGCCGGGGCCCCGCGCCAGCGUGGAGGGGGAGCUGCCUGCAGCCGUCGGCCUGCUCGUGCAGUUUGCAUUCAGGGACGCCCGGGAACAGGUCAAGGAAAUCACCUACCCGAGCCCUUUACCAUGGGUUAAAGGCCUGAAGUGGGGAGAGUUCGUCGGCUCCCCAAGCGCUCCAGUGCCUGUGGUCUGCUUCAGCCAGCCCCAUGGAGAGAGAUUUGGCUCUCUGCAGGCUCUGCCCACCAGAGCCAUCUGCGGCUUGUCCCAAAGUUUCUGUCUUCUGGUGACGUACAGCAAAGAACAAGGUGUGAGGAGCAUGAACAGUACCGACAUUCAGUGGUCAGCCAUCCUGAGCUGGGGCUACGCUGACAACAUCCUGAGGCUGAAGAGUAAGCAGAGUGAACCUCCGACCAACUUUAUACAGAGUUCACAGCAGUAUCAGGUGACCAGCUGUGCCUGGGUGCCUGACAGCUGCCAGCUGUUCACUGGGAGCAAGUGCGGGGUCGUCACAGCCUAUGCGAACAGGUUCACGGCCCACAUGCCAUCAGAGAUAGAAGUGGAGUCCCAGACGCAUCUAUACGGGCACACCGGGGAGGUGACCUGCUUGUCUGUCUGCAAGCCGUACAGUGUCCUGAUAAGUGCGAGCAGGGAUGGGACCUGCAUCAUCUGGGACUUGAACAGGCUGUGCUACGUACAGAGUCUAACAGGACACAAAAGUCCUGUCACGGCCGUCUCUGCCAGCGAGACCACAGGUGACAUUGCUACCGUGUGUGACUCAGCUGGUGGCGGCAGUGACCUCAGACUCUGGACAGUGAAUGGGGACCUUGUCGGGCACGUCCAUUGCAGAGAGAACAUUUGUUCAGUCGCCUUCUCUAACCAGCCUGAGGGAGUGUCUGUCAACGUGAUUGCCGGGGGGCUGGAGAAUGGGGUUGUAAGAUUAUGGAGUACCUGGGACCUGAAACCUGUACGAGAAAUUACAUUUCCUAAAUCAAAUAAGCCAAUUGUAAGCCUCACGUUUUCCUGUGACGGCCACCAUCUGUACACAGCCAACAGCGACGGGACCGUGACUGCCUGGUGUCGGAAGGAUCAGCAGCGCCUGAAACAGCCGAUGUUCUAUUCUUUCCUGAGCAGCUACGCGGCGGGGUGAAUGAGGAGAACUCUGCAUUCUCCAAAGCACUUUAAUUCUGAACUAGGUUUGUUGGCCAGUUUUAGGAGGUUGAACCUCAAGAAAUGGGUGACCAGAAAAGUCAUCCAAGUGAUGACAAAGUCCGUUCACCUGCUCAAAAUUCUGUAUUCUCCAGGCUCUGAGAGUUUUGUUAUAAUGUUUGAUGAUCUGGACAGUUCUGUUAGUAAUCUCUAACCAGCCAGACCUCAAGCUCACAUGCUAGAAUAAAAACAUCCUCAAGCUUUUUCCCUACGAGUCUGUUCAAAAGAAAAAAUUAGGGUCUCGCCUUUUUCUGUUGGCAAAGUAAUUAUUUAUAAAAAUACUCUUAAAAAUAACUAUAUUUUAGAAGUUGUAUGCCAAGAUACUACACCCCACGCCCAGAAGGACAAGAACGAAAACGGUGAUGAGCCCAGAUGGCAGUGACUGCACCCAGAAGUGGGUGAUCCGGCAGGUGCCUCUGUCCCGGCGCUCAGUGCUGUCGGGCGAAACACAGACCGCCAGCAACUUCGACAACAGGCGGAUUCCGCCAGUUGCCUUCUCAGCUCACAGUAGACUAGAAUGUUCUGACAGCCGCAAACAGGUAUUUUUUAUUUCAGACACAUUGUUUCUUGUUUCCUCAUAAAAAUCCUACUUAAAGCCCGCACCCCUAGGUAUCGCAUGUCUUCGAGUCACUCGGCAAUUGAAGCGCCGAGAUCAUUCUCUUGGUGUCUGCCAUCACAGCGCGUUGGCCACUCAACAUCCGCGCUGGAGAGCCUCUCGGUAGGCGACCGCACAGCCUCGCUCAGGGUGACGGGCUGGUCAGGGGCGAUGGACUGGCCACAAAAGAAGAGCAGGUGGCCUUGUUUCAAAACAGGAGGUGGACACUUCUCUGAGGGAACAGUUUCCACUCUGUUUCUCCUAACCUAGUACUCACCCCGGGAUCCUAGGAACAGAAAAAAUCAAGGUGAACCCCAAGCACAUUUACAUGCCGCCAACCCAGAACCCUAAAGCUCGGGCUGGUCUGUUCCCACCAUGGGGUUAUGCCUGUAUUUUUACUGGGUGCUGCUUUAUUGGCUCAAAAACCCUGUGAAACAGCUCAGUAAUAUGUUACGUGGGAUAAAAAUACGCACGCUCCUGCACUACGAACGUUUCAUUCAUACGGUGUUUACAGAACUACUUUGUGACUUCCAGACUUUCCAAAACAUUCUGCUUAAAAACGUCGACAACAAUUCCAAAGUCUCUGCUGUCGAGGUGAGUGGGAGGAAGCAGGCCACGCCCUGCUUAACCUGCUCCUGCCCCUCCUGAGCCCCCGCGGGUGCAGAGGUGACGUUGUCCUGUGCUCCUGAUGAGACCGCAGCUCUGUCUGGCCGCAUUUUUCUACAGAGAACUUUAAAUCAGUCCCUAUUAGCAUAGGGUUACUACUCAGUUUUUCUAAGGCCUAAUUUCGUCACUUACCUAGAGAGAAAAUAAGCAAAAUUACUGGUCUUGUUAAGAGUGCAAUAUUAUAUUUUUAUGUAAAAAUAAAAAUGGGGGAUUAUUUAUUCAGCAUGAGACUAUGUAAAUGUUCGAAACACCUCACAAAGCGCAUGUUGUAGCAAUUUCUGUAAAGUACCAUCAGCUCUUUGUAUACACUGCCACUUCAGACUGGGAAUAAAUUUCAUAAAAAUGG
Messenger RNA from Condylura cristata (star-nosed mole), 13050 nucleotides. RefSeq names its product lysosomal trafficking regulator (gene LYST). Gene Ontology annotation, molecular function: protein kinase binding. Bases 60 to 11384 code for a protein of 3774 amino acids. Lineage: Eukaryota; Metazoa; Chordata; Mammalia; Eulipotyphla; Talpidae. Gene Ontology annotation, cellular component: cytosol; membrane. Gene Ontology annotation, biological process: intracellular protein localization. The transcript has 52 exons. The record is from RefSeq and is a predicted model, not a curated record.